AUGAAUUAGUGGCCGGAAUGGUGGCGCGCAAUGUUGCCGGACCUGCAGUGAUAUUCUCGUUCACAAUCGCUGCGAUCGCGAGUCUCUUUUCAGGUGUUUGUUAUGCAGAGUUUGGAGUUAGGGUUCCGCACACUACUGGUUCUGCGUAUAUGUAUAGCUAUGUAACGGUGGGAGAGUUUAUUGCAUUUGUUAUCGGCUGGAAUAUGGUUUUAGAGUAUUUGAUCGGAACGGCCGCCGGUUCUGCGGCCAUAUCUGCUUGUAUUGACGCGCUCUAUGGCGGAGCAAUACAUCACACUAUGAAACAAACAUUUGGCACAUUUGUUGGCCACACGCCAGACCUGAUGGCUGCUGUUAUCACUAUUUUAAUGACAAUAUUAUUGGCUACUGGCGUGAAAAAGUCGCUUAUGUUUAAUAACGUGCUAAAUUUAGUAAAUUUUGGCGUUUGGAUUAUAAUAGUGUGUUCGUCAGUGUUUUACAUUGAUUUUGACAACUGGACAGAGCAUGGUGGCUUUGCCCCAUUCGGCUGGUCAGGCAUGUUGAACGGCGCCGCCACCUGUUUCUAUGCUUUCAUUGGUUUCGAUAUAAUCGCAACGACA
Messenger RNA from Medioppia subpectinata, 596 nucleotides. The record is from the annotation of a GenBank genome assembly. Lineage: Eukaryota; Metazoa; Arthropoda; Arachnida; Sarcoptiformes; Oppiidae.